Molecule: messenger RNA, 1096 nt
Organism: Gadus morhua (Atlantic cod)
Lineage: Eukaryota; Metazoa; Chordata; Actinopteri; Gadiformes; Gadidae
Product: protein mono-ADP-ribosyltransferase PARP12-like
Exons: 7
Coding region: 1-1008 (335 amino acids)
Cellular component (GO): nucleus
Molecular function (GO): zinc ion binding; NAD+ poly-ADP-ribosyltransferase activity
Source: RefSeq, a predicted model, not a curated record
AUGACGUGUGGACUCAAGAAUGUCAGACGUCUCUCCUCCGCCUCCUCGGUCCUCCAGCCCACCUCCAUACUCACCACCGAGUGGCUCUGGUACUGGGAGGAUGAGCAUAGGAACUGGAACCAGUACGAUACACCACCCAACAGCAGCACAGAGCUGGAGCAGAAGUUCCUGAACAACCCCCAGGAGGUGGUGGAGUUCACCGCAGGGACCCAGACCUACACACUCAGCCUCCAGGACAUGAUUCAGACCAAUAUGACACAUGGCACCAAGAGGAUGGUGAGGCGACGGCCUCGUUUCCUGUCCUCCGCCGACGUGCAGGUCAUCAGGACAAGUCACUGGGACAAGACCCAGGUUCCUGAGACUGGAUACAAGAAAAUACUGCUGCAAGAUUCGUCUGAAGAAUACAAGGUGGUGGAGACGCUGUUUCGUCAGUCGAUGACCGACUUUGACAUCGUGAAGAUCGAGAGGAUUCAGAACAAGAGUCUCUGGGACCAAUUUCAGUUGCAAGGGGAACAAAUGAAGACGAGGAACGGCGGGCGUUCCGUGGCCGAGAAGAAGCUGUUCCACAGCACAGAUUCAAAGUAUAUCGAAGACAUCUGCUACUCAAACUAUGACUGGAGAAUCUGCGGAACACACGGAACCGCCUACGGCAAGGGCAGUUAUUUCGCCCGGGACGCCAGCUACUCCCACAAAUGCACUGGGAAUACCUCGACGGCCCACUCCAUGUUCGUGUCCCGGGUGCUGGUGGGUCACCACACCCUGGGCACGGCCGACUACGUGCGCCCGCCCUCGAAGGAUGUUAGGGACACCCUUUUCUACGACAGCUGCGUGGACAACAUCCGCUCGCCCUCCAUCUUUGUCAUCUUCGACCAGCCUCAGAUCUACCCGGAGUUCCUGCUCUUGUACAGGAAGAAGGCAUUGGCCCUCAAGAAAACAGAUGACUGGUUUGGCUGGCAAAGGUUACUGGCGGCCUGUUGUUGUAAAUCGCAACAGAGUUCCGGCACCUAAUUAAUAAAUAAAUAGAUUCACUCAUAUCAACUGUCGCGCGAUGCUGUUUAAAAAUAGCAUUAACCCAGCUCUCUUACUCUCUCUUCAU